AUUAACCAAAAUUACGAAAAUCUACGGAGAAAAAUCCAGAAAAGACAAAUGCUUUAUGCUUGAACUUCAAUAUUUUAAUAAUUAUCAACAGUGUUUUGUUCAUGCAAGGUCUAUAAAUUUAUGCGCAAGAACAGGUCUCAUCACUGCGGACUGUUGUUUGAGUGUAGCUGGAGACACCCUUCACUCUCUAUUCUAUUUUCUUCUACGCUCCACCCUUCACAAGAGUAGAGCCAGGCAAAAAUGGCGGCUUCGUCGUCUGCGCAACCGCAGUUCAUCACCAGCACGGGAAGUCGAAAUCCUCAGAAUGAGCCGCUAAUCGACGACAUCGAAUAUGAUCAGAUUGUCGUACCCGAUAGGAAAAGCUGGAAAAACUUCUUCGCUUACAUGGGUCCUGGGUUUCUUGUUUCUAUUGCAUAUAUUGAUCCUGGAAACCUUGAGUCUGAUCUGCGGGCAGGAGCUCUGUACAAGUAUGGGUUGCUUUGGGUCAUACUAGUGGCUUCAUGUUCUGCACUCAUUAUCCAAUCCCUGGCAGCGAACCUAGGGGUUGUUACAGGAAAGCAUUUAGCAGAGCACUGUAGAAAUGAAUAUCCAAAGGUGCCAAAUUUCAUCUUGUGGAUUAUUGCUGAAAUUGCUAUAGUUGCAUGUGACAUUCCCGAAGUGAUUGGAACUGCAUUUGCACUGAACAUGCUGUUCAAUAUACCAAUAUGGUGUGGUGUUCUUCUUACGGGGCUCAGUACAUUGGUUCUUCUAGCAUUGCAGCGAUAUGGGGUGAGGAAGCUCGAGUUCUUCAUUGCUUUCCUGGUCCUUACCAUUGCUGCAUGUUUCUUUAUGGAGCUUGGAUAUGCAAAGCCCAAUGCUUCACAAGUGUUGAAUGGGCUUUUUGUUCCCCAAUUCAGAGGAAGUGGUGCUACUGGCCUUGCCAUUUCACUCCUUGGUUCUAUGGUUAUGCCGCACAAUCUUUUCCUCCAUUCCGCACUGGUGCUUUCAAGGAGAAUUCCACGAUCUUCCAGUGGCAUCAAAGAGGCUUGCAGAUUUUACAUGAUAGAAAGUGGCUUUGCUCUAAUGGUGGCAUUUCUCAUUAAUUUAUCAGUUAUCUCAGUGAGUGGUUCAGUUUGCAAUUCCUCAAAUUUGGGUCUGGAUGAUGAGAAGAGCUGCAAAGACUUGGACUUGAACAAAGCCUCCUUUUUACUUAGAAAUGUUUUGGGCAGAUGGAGUUCCAAGCUUUUUGCAAUAGCUUUGCUGGCAUCAGGUCAGAGUUCUACAAUUACCGGAACAUAUGCUGGCCAGUAUGUCAUGCAGGGGUUUCUUGAUUUACGGAUGAAGCCAUGGGUUCGGAACUUCUUGACUCGAUGCUUAGCUAUAGUACCAAGUCUAAUUGUUGCACUUAUUGGUGGCUCGGCCGGGGCUGGUGAAUUAAUCAUUAUAUCUCAGAUGAUCUUAGCAUUUGAACUCCCUUUUGCUCUUGUUCCACUUCUCAAAUUCACAAGCAGCAAGAACAAGAUGGGGUCACAUGCCAACCCAACUAUGAUUUCAGCAGCCACUUGGAUCAUUGGCUUCCUAAUUAUGGGCAUUAAUAUGGAGUAUAUUGCAGAAAGUUUAGUCAGAAAGCUUCUUCAUAGCCAUAUAAAUCUCGUGGGCACCGUGUUUUGCGGAAUAUUGGGAUUUUCAGGUAUGUUGGUUUAUUUGGCUGGAAUCGCGUACCUAGUCUUCCGGAAAAACAAGGAGGGCACACACCUUCUGGCUUUAACAGCACCUGAAAGUCACCAGAUGUGUAACGAUUCGGUUCAUGCAUCAGUUUAUAGUGUACCUAGAGAGGACAUAGUGAGCAUGCAAUUGCCUCAGAGAAGUCCAGUAGAUAUGGACUGAAGUAUCAUUUGGCCAGUUUUAUAGGAAAAUAGAUCAAUAAGACAUCAUACACACUUUCACAUCUCUCUUCUUUUAUGGAUAUUGGAACACUGUACUCACCCCAUCAGCCUUAUGGCUAGAGGCAUCAACCAGCUCAAUACAUCAAUUGGUUAAUAAGAUUCGCAAGCCCUCCUCCGAGCAGUAAUUGUCUGGAUGGGUUGGCUUUAUGGAUCCCGUCUUUGCUGCCCACUUUUUUGUUCUUUAUACCCGUGUUAUUUUUCUUUGAUUAUCAGAAAGUUAAAAAAAAAUCCGAAGUGAAAGUUGAUUUUGUUGGGUCGAUGUGAAUGUGACUUCAUAAUUGCUCUAUCUUUUACGACGAAUUGAGACUCCCAUC
Ilex paraguariensis (yerba mate) is the source of this 2239-nucleotide messenger RNA. Lineage: Eukaryota; Viridiplantae; Streptophyta; Magnoliopsida; Aquifoliales; Aquifoliaceae. The record is from the annotation of a GenBank genome assembly.